This is a messenger RNA of Chaetomium globosum CBS 148.51, 804 nucleotides long. Its product is annotated as farnesyl pyrophosphate synthetase. The record is from RefSeq and is a predicted model, not a curated record. Gene Ontology annotation, molecular function: dimethylallyltranstransferase activity; (2E,6E)-farnesyl diphosphate synthase activity. Gene Ontology annotation, biological process: trans, trans-farnesyl diphosphate biosynthetic process. Lineage: Eukaryota; Fungi; Ascomycota; Sordariomycetes; Sordariales; Chaetomiaceae. The coding region runs from base 1 to 804 and encodes 267 amino acids. Gene Ontology annotation, cellular component: cytoplasm. The transcript has 3 exons.
AUGGCGCAAAAAACUACCCUCCAGGAGUUCGAGGCCGUCUUCCCAAAGCUGGAAGCGGCACUUGUUGAGCAUGCCAAUACCUACAAGCUUCCGGCACAGGCUCUUGACUGGUACAAGAAGUCCCUCCAAGUCAACGCCGUCGGCGGCAAAUGCAACCGCGGCAUGUCGGUGCCGGACUCGGUGUCGAUGCUGCUCGAGCGGCCGCUAACGGAGGACGAAUACUUCCAGGCGGCGACGCUGGGGUGGAUGACGGAGCUGUUGCAGGCCUUCUUCCUGGUGUCGGACGACAUCAUGGACAGCAGCAUCACGCGGCGCGGCAAGCCGUGCUGGUACCGGCAGGAGGGCGUGGGCAUGAUUGCCAUUAACGACGCCUUCAUGCUCGAGGCGGCCAUCUACACGCUCCUCAAGAAGUUCUUCCGCAGCCACCCGCGCUACGUCGACCUGCUCGAGCUGUUCCACGAGGUGACGUACCAGACCGAGAUCGGCCAGCUGUGCGACCUGCUCACCGCGCCCGAGGACGUGGUCGACCUGGACAACUUCAGCAUGGAGAAGUACCGCUUCAUCGUGGUCUACAAGACGGCCUACUACAGCUUCUACCUGCCCGUGGCGCUGGCCCUGUACAUGCUCGACAUCGCGACCCCCGAGAACCUCAAGCAGGCCGAGGACAUCCUAAUCCCGCUGGGCGAGUACUUCCAGAUCCAGGACGACUACCUCGACAACUUCGGCCUGCCCGAGCACAUCGGCAAGAUCGGCACCGACAUCAUGGACAACAAGUGCUCCCUAGGCGAAACAAACCCGUAUUAA